Molecule: messenger RNA, 1372 nt
Organism: Aspergillus costaricaensis CBS 115574
Lineage: Eukaryota; Fungi; Ascomycota; Eurotiomycetes; Eurotiales; Aspergillaceae
Gene: pxr1
Product: telomerase inhibitor/ribosome biogenesis protein PXR1
Exons: 3
Coding region: 220-1095 (291 amino acids)
Molecular function (GO): nucleic acid binding
Source: RefSeq, a predicted model, not a curated record
CUACCCUUAAUUACCAUCCUUGCUCUCAAUCUUACGAAUCCGCACAAUUUUGCAUAAUCUUUGGCGACAGAAAGGAGAAUAAAAGUCCGUGAAAAGGGGCCAGAGAAUCCUAGGAAUCCAAUUCACCUACCAAAAGGUGAAAUAGGGCAGUGGAAACCGAAGUGCACUUUCACUCAUUUGUUGAAUUCUUGAAAUCGCUGCCGUACUCUAUCGCAGCAAAUGGGACUUGCAGCACCUCGCAAGAAAAUUAAAAUCUCCCAUGACCCCAAUAAUACCAAUUGGGCACGGUCAACAAGCGGUUUCGGACAUAAGAUCUUGAGCUCUCAAGGAUGGACACCCGGGAGCUUCUUGGGGGCGCGUAAUGCCGCACAUGCUGAAAUGUUUACUCAAGCGAGUGCAUCUCAUAUCAAGGUUGUCCUGAAGGAUGAUACACUGGGCCUAGGGGCGCGGCCUAAACGUGAUCCUUUAAAUGAGCCCACUGGACUUGAUGCAUUCAAGGGACUUCUUGGCCGGCUAAACGGCAAGUCAGACGCGGAUUUGCAGGUCGAGCAGCAGAAGCGCGACAACGUAAAACUGGCUCGAUAUGCUGCCACGAAAUGGCAAGCAGUCACAUUUAUAAGUGGCGGUUUGCUAGCUCAGGAAAAAGUGACCCCCAUUGUUACUAAGGAGCCGCAAGGAACCGAAAAAGACAAGCAAGAGGACGGACUUUCUGCUACGUUACCUGCGCCGGACAAAGAUCAAGUGAGCUCUGAUGGCGUUGAGGGUUCAGGCAAUGUUGGAGACCAAAGCGAUCACCAAAGCACCAAGAAGAAAAAAUCGAAAUCCAAGAGCCAUAAGGAGAAGAAGGACAGAAAAAGGAAACACACUGACGGGCCUGAGUCCACCGACUCCGGAGAUACGAACAAGAAGUCAGCCGAGGAAAAGAGUAAAGCCACAAGGGAUGAUGAAGAAAGCUCUUCAACAGCUUCUAAGGGUCCGUCGAGGGAGCGCCGUCCGAUGGGGAGACAUGUUUUUAGAGGCCGACAUAUUGCGCAGAAGAAAGCGGCUCUCAUGGACGAGAAGUCUCUCAACGAGAUAUUCAUGGUCAAAUCAUAGCGCCGUAUAUAUCUCUUGCAUGACAUACCCUAGACUUAUAGACAUAGAUAUACUCCUUACUGGUUUGGUUCGGCAUUUCCUACAAUUGUUCAUAACGACCCUUGACACGAUUCAUACUUGCAUGUAAUACAUAUAGGUAGACCGGAGUCUGGGGUGAUUCAGGCCAGGUGAUGUGCCGUUAUAGAUUAUGAAGGCGUAGGGUUCGCAUCAAGCAAAAUAUGUUGCACCAGAACCUAAAUAUUCUAGGUACAGGUCUUUUCUUCUUUGUGGUUUUUCG